AUGUAUGUUGAGCAUCUCGCGCCCGGAACUGUCGAGCAUGAGGAGCCCAUCGUCUUAAUUCACGGCGAUUUCCACAGUGGCGACAUAUGGCUCGCAAAGCCCGAUUUUGGGACGGGCUGGGCCGCGUAUUUUGUCAACAGAGGCUAUCGCGUAUACGUUGUCCACUUGCCCGGCAGUGGCUUAUCUAAAUUGCCUAUUGCCGCUGUCAUGCCUGGCCAACUGUUGCCAACGGCGCAGUAUAUGAGCCAGAGGAGUGUUGAGAAUCAGCUUACUGCUCCCGAGAGAAACGUGAUCCGAGGCACGACCGCAUGGCCGACGGCGGGUUUGCACGACAAGUGGCCAGGGACCGGUCAACCUGGUGACCCGUUCUUCCACAGAUAUCAUUGUUCACUGCAGGCCCUUCUCGUGCAAAAGCCCUUGCGAGAAAGGUUGGCUCAAAAUGGCCUCCGCAACCUCCUCAGUAUGACUGGAAAGGCAAUCUUGAUCGGGCAAGGAGCCGGAGGCACCGCGGCCUGGCUCGCUGCCGAUGCUGUUCCACACCUGGUAGCCAAGGUCGUGGCUAUCGAGCCAGCCGGUCCGCCAGCCGCGAGAGCUCACAAAGAUACUCGUGACGGCCGGGUAUACAGCCCCUGGCUGAGGAGGGAUGCCAACGUACGAAAGUUUGGACUUGCUGAUAUCCCUCUGACUUUUGAGCCUCAGAUAACAGGACCAGCACUGGAAUUCGAAGCCCGCCAACUUCCAGAUAACAACGGCUGCUACAUGGUGCAGAGGUGGAGGCCAGGAGGUGUGGCUCUGCCCAAGCCGCUCAAGGCAGGACAGGACUCUGUCCCACAGCUGGUUCACUUGAAGCAGAUGCGCCACGCAGUCAUCACUGCCGAGGCGAGCUCUCAUUCCAUGUUCGACUGGGCCACUGUACUGUUCAUGCGACAAGCAGGCGUGACAGUGGACCACAUCGACCUGGCCAAGUUUGGUAUCAGGGGAAACGGACACUUGAUGUUUCUUGAGACCAACAGUGAUGAGAUUGCUGAGAUUGUGGCAAACUGGAUCAAA
Messenger RNA from Trichoderma citrinoviride, 1050 nucleotides. RefSeq names its product alpha/beta-hydrolase. The transcript has 3 exons. The annotation marks the transcript as partial. The record is from RefSeq and is a predicted model, not a curated record. NCBI's taxonomy places the organism in Eukaryota, Fungi, Ascomycota, Sordariomycetes, Hypocreales, Hypocreaceae.